GCCGACCCCUUCGUUUACUCUCUUCCUUUGUCUCUUUCAGUCUCUCUCUCUCUCUCUUUCUCUCCCCUAAAAAAAAUCUCUGCUCUGCUUUGUGUCUCCCUCUUAUUCCUUCUCCUUUAACAUCCUCCUCCUCGUCCGGGAGGAGCCUUUGGAGGAAGUCAGGCGUGGUAGGCACAGAUCUUGGAAGUUGUUGGUGGAGAGGAAGGCCAUGGGAGGCUGCAAGGAGGAGAUGAGGAUGGAGGGUUACUCGGUGGUAUGUCCUAAGCCACGUCGUUUGGAUAUGGGCCUCUUUGAUCCCUCCUUUCACGAUCACAACUUCAGACCCUCCUCCUUCAGAUGGCCCAUCAAUCAUCAAAUGGAGACCGGAGAUUCAGAAGCAGGGACAGAGCUUUUGGAUAUCAUUCUCACUAAGGGAAAUUAUGCUGAGAAAUCCUGUAACCAAGAAGCUUCUUCGCCACCAUUUUUCUGUGGAUCUCCACCGAGCAGGGCUUCGAACCCGGUAAUCCAAGAUGAGCAGUUUGGCAAUGAGAAUGUCACCCCUUUUUCUCCGGUGGCACCACCCUCGCCCUCCGCCCGUAAAGGCAGAGGAUGUGUACGUGUGAAAUUCGGCCACAAACCCGCCACAGUUCGCGUCGAAGGCUUCGAUUGCCUCAGCACAGAUAGGCGAAAUUGUAGCAUCUCUGCUGUGGCUUAACCAAAGAGUUGGAAAGAGCAGAGGAGAUUUUGGGUGAGGGCAGCUUAAUGUUUUAGUGAAGCAUGUGUAAUGGAAUGUUUUCUUGUUCUUAUUGAUUUUGUGUUAUAAUUCUCAAGGAAUUAUAAUGUAUAAUGUAAAUUAUGGUGAUGGGAGAGAUGUUUAAUUUUGAAGAAUAAAUUAGAGAAAGAGAAAGUCUUUCUCUUGUUUAGGAUUUUUUUUUUUUUUUUUUUUUUUGGGGUCAUAAAAAAGAGUUGGAGACCUUUUGGGAAGUUUCUUUUGGCGUCUGUAAUUUGUCUGUGUUUUUUUGUUACUCUUAAUCCUCUUUGUAAAUUGUAAGAUGGAGGAAUGAGGAUGGAAGACUUCGGAGUUC
Molecule: messenger RNA, 1064 nt
Organism: Alnus glutinosa
Lineage: Eukaryota; Viridiplantae; Streptophyta; Magnoliopsida; Fagales; Betulaceae
Exons: 4
Coding region: 209-694 (161 amino acids)
Source: RefSeq, a predicted model, not a curated record